Molecule: messenger RNA, 1528 nt
Organism: Xenopus tropicalis (tropical clawed frog)
Lineage: Eukaryota; Metazoa; Chordata; Amphibia; Anura; Pipidae
Gene: mrpl58
Product: mitochondrial ribosomal protein L58
Exons: 6
Coding region: 636-1286 (216 amino acids)
Biological process (GO): translational termination
Cellular component (GO): mitochondrial inner membrane; mitochondrion
Molecular function (GO): peptidyl-tRNA hydrolase activity; translation release factor activity
Source: RefSeq, a predicted model, not a curated record
UGCAAUAACUGCACUUCAGUUGAUGGCUGGGACUUGCUAUUGGUGCCUAAACGGUUCUGGAUAAGCUCUGAAACAUAAGAGGAUAUAGAUAGGUCAAAACAUGUGAUGCUGUGUAGCAUGACAUUGGUGUAAAACAUGUGCCCCCCCUUCCCAUGAGGUGUAACUAUAGAGUAAGCUGUGAUUGCUGGAGGCCAAGGAGGUAUGGGGCGGCAGCUAAUACAUGUUUAUAUAAAUGCCUUAUUCCCAAAGGUAGAAGGCCUUCAAUUUAUUUUGCUCUGGGGCCCAGUCACUUGGUUACACCAUUGCCCCCUCUGUCCUAUAACUAAGCCCUUUUGGUUGUACACCCAGGCACAGCUUCUGGUACUUUUUCUCCAACUGUACAAUAUACAACACUCCAAUGAUCCAGGUACUACUUAUAGAGCUGCCACCAUUUCAGGAAACAAAUGACAGCCUUCCAAUAUUUGUAUUUACCCUAUCAAUAACAUUAACUCAGUUUACUAGACCAUUAGGAGGGAGUAGAAGUCAUGGCAAGAGUUACCUAAUGGCUAAAGUGCCCAUUGUCCUUAGAUUUAGUAAGGACUAAUAGCACAAGGAGCGGUGCCAAUAUCUAUAAUCCUGCUUGCAAAACUGCUGCUAUGUAUAGGCGUUCCCGGAACCUUCGCGCUGUGCCUGUGUUUCUGGAACGGAACCUUGAGGCUAAACGCCACCGGAAGAGUCGCUGCUGCAAGAUGGCGGCGCCGGGUGUCCUUAGUGGUGCGCUGCGGGCGUUCCGUGGCUUCCGUUUCGCUUCCACUUACCGCAGCGCUUACAGCCUGGAGCGUCUGUACCCGGGCAGCGAUCUCCGCACUGCAGCGCUAGGAGACCAGGGAGUGGCUGAUAUCCCUGUGGACCGCCUGACUAUCUCCUAUUGCAAAAGCAGCGGCCCUGGGGGACAGAAUGUCAACAAAGUUAACACCAAAGCUGAAGUCAGGUUCCACUUGGCCUCCGCAGACUGGAUUCCAGAGGAUGUCAGGCAGAAGAUCUCUGUACAGUGCAAGAACCGCAUAAACAGAAGUGGGGAGUUGAUUGUUGUUUCUGAGCAAAGCCGUUACCAGAUGGAAAACCUGGCGGCCUGUCUGGAGAAAAUCCGUGGUAUUGUGGCGGAUGCCGCGAAGAAGCCAAAAAUGCUGAGCAAAGAGGAUGUAGAAGUCCGAAGGGCAAGGGUAGAGAAAAUGAACCGCGAGCGACUGCAACAGAAGAAGAUUGAAUCUACCAUAAAACAGAGCCGGCGAGCGAGCUUGGACUGAGAGCAGUGAUAGUGAAUGCUGAGACUCGCAGUUCAGCAAUUGCUGGGACUUCUUAUGUUUUGGACCCAACUCUUAUUUGGGGAAAACGUACUGCCUAGGAAAUCUAUUGGCACCGAAUCAUAUCAAUCCCUGAGGGCUCCGGAGCCGAAGGUCAUGCUGGGAAGCAGGGGGUUAGGGGUGCUUGCUGAUCUCUGCACCCCAAGUCUGUUUAUGGAGGCUAAAUAAACUCAUUAUGAAACUCA